CCCUUUAGUCUUCGUGCUCCUCAGACGCCUGUCUCCGCAGCCGACAGGGUUCCCCCACGGACUGUUACCUCUCCAGUCAGGUCACCGGGCAACAAGAUAUCAGAGACCGGCUUCGCCUCGGUGAGCUGUGAAUUCCUAGAUGCCUUUGCGAGAACGACAUCCUCCCAAAAAACCUACAGCUCGGAACGGGCUGCCUCCGACCGAAUCGAUUCGAGCGUUGAGCAAAUGGCUGUAGACAGUACCCCAAAGCCUGAAUCGAACUUCUCUCAACAGACCGGCUUCUCUACCCCUGAUGCCCUCAUGGACUGCUACCGUGCGCGCCUUCCUUUCCCUAACCAGACCGCGUCUGGGUAA
Messenger RNA from Dibothriocephalus latus, 354 nucleotides. The record is from the annotation of a GenBank genome assembly. Lineage: Eukaryota; Metazoa; Platyhelminthes; Cestoda; Diphyllobothriidea; Diphyllobothriidae.